AUGGGUCAAAUACUUCACCUAAUCGUUCUUUUGAUUUCUCUUACAACUCCGGUAAUCGAAGCUCAGUCGUUUAAAACACUAGUUGCUCCCAUAACCCAAGUAAACCCUUCCACUUUUCUCUACACGAUCACUCUCAAUCGAAAAGAGAAACUUGUGAUAGAUCUUGAGUCACCAUUCUCGUGGCACCAUUGUCGUAAAGCAUUUCCCCGUGUUUCAUGCCAAGCGAAGCAAUGCACUGCUGCACGCGGACCAAACCAAACCCCAUGUCCUUCGCACAACCCUAGAACUCCAUGUUCGACCUUACCUUCAAACCCGGUUAACCAUUCAUACGCCUCAUCUCACUUAACCUACACCAAUGUUUCAACCGCGUUUACUGAUGGUCAUAAUCCCUUUGCACAAGCACACUACAAGAAGAUCUUCCUGUCAUGUGCCCCUAAGUUUCUAAUUAAGUCCCUUCCUAAGGGCACUUCUGGGUUUGCUAGCCUUUCUAAUGGAACUCUUUCUCUUGUAUCACAGUUUUCUACUUCAAAAGUGCCGAUAAAGUUCGGUAUGUGCCUCGGGGAUCAAGGAGUGGCCUUCUUUGGUGAAGGUCCCUUUUAUUUGUUACCUCCUCCUGGAAGGGAUGUAACCCAGUUGUUGAGUUAUACUCCACUUUUAAAGCACCCAUUUAGGGACACUUUAGGUCACUACAUUGGGUUCAAAGGUAUUUCCAUCAACGGACAAGCAGUCGAAUUCUCGAAGAAGAUGCUUCCGUUUGAUAAAUUAGUGAUGCUCAGCACGGUCACACCUUACACUAUACUUAAAAGUUACAUUUAUAGGGUUUUUCUUCGACAAUUUAAGAAGGCUACUCGUGGGAUUCCUCGAGUAACCAAGGUUGCUCCUUUUGGGUUGUGCUUGAAUACUAGCGAUUUAGGGUCUACACGGGUUGGAUUGCCCGUCCCUAAGAUCGAUUUGCAAUUGAUCAAAGGAGGGAAUUGGACGAUAUUUGGAGCAAACUCGAUGGUGCAAGUAUCCAAAGACGUGGCGUGCCUUGCGUUUGUUAAUGGUGGGAAGAAGGCUAAAAACGCGGUUGUGAUAGGGUCGUAUCAAAUGCAACAUAAUUUCUUACUCUUUGAUCUUGUUCGGUCUAGGCUCGGGUUUAGUUCUUUGUUAUUUUUCUUUCAAACUACAUGUAAUAACUUCAAUUUCACUUCUGGUGUGUGA
Messenger RNA from Spinacia oleracea (spinach), 1203 nucleotides. RefSeq names its product chitinase CLP-like. The record is from RefSeq and is a predicted model, not a curated record. Gene Ontology annotation, molecular function: aspartic-type endopeptidase activity. The coding region runs from base 1 to 1203 and encodes 400 amino acids. Gene Ontology annotation, biological process: proteolysis. Lineage: Eukaryota; Viridiplantae; Streptophyta; Magnoliopsida; Caryophyllales; Amaranthaceae. The transcript has a single exon.